AUGACGGGGAGGACACAAACAACAAUAAUAUCGCUAGAAUUAAGUAUGGAAAGCGAUAUAGAAGAAACUACUCAUGAUUUUUUCCCAUUUUUUAGGGUCUGUAAAGAUGGCCACAUUGAUAGGUACAUCCUUACAACCCAAGUACCCGCUGGUGUGGACCCUUUUACCGGGGUUCAUACCAAAGACAUUGUAAUAUCAAAACACCCGAAAAUUUCGGGCCGGAUGUUCCUCCCUAGAUUGGAUGAUACGGAUAGUGAAGAUGAUAGUCCAAAGAAUAGGAGUCUUCCAAAGAAUAGGAUUUUACCAUUGCUUGUUCAUUACCAUGGUGGAGGCUUUUGUACCGGGUCAGCCUUUGGUCCAAUUAUUAAGCAAUUCUUGAGUAACAUAGUUUCUAUGACCCAAGUGGUGGCUAUUACUAUAGACUAUAGGUUGGCCCCCGAGAACCCGUUACCCAUUGCGUACGAAGAUAGUUGGGACGCAUUCAAAUGGAUUGCGUCCCAUGUAGAUAGGACCGGGCCUGAGCCUUGGUUAAAUGAUUAUGUGGAUUUUAAUCGGGUCAUUUUGACUGGUGAAAGUACUGGAGCUACUCUUGCCCAUGAUGUUGCAAUUAGAGGUAGUGUUGAACACUUAAAAGGGUUAAACCUUGUAAGUCUACUAGCCAUUCACCCGUAUUUUUGCACAAAAUACCAACGUGAACCUGUAGUUAAUUAUAUAUAUCCGUCAAGGGAUGAGGAACCAAGGUUGAACCCUAAUACAGAUCCAAGAUUAUACAAGUUAGCGUGUGAUAAGGUAUUAAUUUGUGUUGCGGAAAAGGAUAGGUACAAAGAAAGGGGAUUUGAUUACUAUGAUACCUUAGAAACAAGAUGGGAAGGGAAGGUUGAACUUGUGGAGACAUUGGGGGAAGGCCACUGCUUUCAUUUGCUUGAUGCUGGCUCCCCAAACAUCGACCCUUUAAUGGCUAAGCUUGUUUCUUUCAUAAAAGAGGAUUCUUAGAUGAUUUAUUACUUAUUUAAUUAUAUUUGUAAAUAUAUACGUUACCAUACGACUAUUCCUUUUGUUCUUUAAUUUUAUGCUCUUCCUAUAAUCUUGACUUUUUUCUCAGCAAAAAAUUUUCAAAGUGGAAGAACAAAAUAAGAUUGAGGGAUGGACACUAUAAUGUAUUUCAUCUAUACUUGUUUUGAAUAUCCAAAUAAAAUGUCUUAUUGUGGCUUGUGAUCGAUUCUAACGUUAUAUAUAUGAGAAUGAUCAACCUAUGAUUAUGAAUGUUUGAGUAUAUUAUUAUCACGGGAGUAUGUAGUUACUUUUGAUUUCUGAUCCAAGAUCUUUUUUUUUUUUUUUUUUUUCAAAUUUGCGUCUUCAUAUGGUGUUAAUGUACGUUGGAUACGAGACCAUAAGAGUAUCAUUUAUAUAUUAGAAACAAUUAUGCUAUAUGAACAUUUAAAUUUAAGAGUUUUCUAUCAUAAAACGUUUACUAAAAUAUAGUGAUUUCUACGAAUUAAAGACAUCAUUUCUCUUUGUAUAAAAACCCUGUGGACUUCGAUCUAAAUUUUGAAUAAUAUUUACUCCAUGUGUUUUAUAUGGACAUUUUACUAUAGAUUUCUAAACUUAUACGAGUAUCAUUUUAGAAAAUACAUUUAAUAAUAAUACGUAUUUGCGAUCUUUAAGAAUCAAGACUAUAUAUAACAUUACUCUUAAUUUAUUAGACUAACUAUGAAUUGGGUUUUAAUCGCCGUAUAGUAUUGUUUCUUCAGAACAAAUAAUUAACUAAUGUGUCUUUUUGUUGAGAUAGGAGGCUAGAGUAGUUGGCUAGUUCUCCGACUUUCAAGCGUGGGGCUGAGGGUCAAAUCUCACCAAGCACAUUCUAAGAGGGAUAUCCCU
Molecule: messenger RNA, 1878 nt
Organism: Chenopodium quinoa (quinoa)
Lineage: Eukaryota; Viridiplantae; Streptophyta; Magnoliopsida; Caryophyllales; Amaranthaceae
Product: probable carboxylesterase 1
Exons: 2
Coding region: 1-993 (330 amino acids)
Molecular function (GO): hydrolase activity
Source: RefSeq, a predicted model, not a curated record